AUGGCAGCAGCAGCGACGACGAGCGCGCCCAAGGACGCGGCGCAGGACACGGGCACGCGUCUGUAUGUGCAGAACCUUCCGGCCUACGUGGACUCCGCGCGGCUGCGCGAGCACUUCGCGGCGCAGGGCGAGGUGACGGACGCCUGCGUGAUCCGCACCAAGGACGGCAGCAAGUCGCGCCGCUUUGGCUUCGUGGGCUUCAAGAGCGCCAAGCAGGCGGAGCAGGCGCGCAAGUUCUUCCACCAGAGCUUCUUCGACACGUGCAGGAUCAACGUGCGCGUGGCGCUUUCGAAAGAAUCUGGUGAUAUGGAGCGACCGUGGAGCAAGUACUCGGUCGGUAGCGGUCGCUACCAGAAGCUGCACCCGGAGUCAUCGGGCGUUACGAGCGGAGAGUUCGAGGAGUUCAUGGAGACGAUGCAGGCCCGAUCCAAGACCAAGUUCUGGGCUAACGACGACGUGCAGGGUCCAGAAGGAAAGACAGCCACCAAGGGCGUGGGCCUUGCCGAUGCAGAGGAUAGCGAUGACGAGUACGAAGAACUGGAAGCGGCAAAGUCGGACGACGAUGCUGAUGAGGACGAGGCUGAUGCUGAGAGCAAGAAGAGCAAAAAGUCGGAGGCGAUGUCCGAUAUGGAUUUCUUGCGCUCCAAGAAGAUCGCGUCGUCUGGAGAAGCGGAUGCUGCGGCUGAAGAUGACAAGCCCACCGCGAGAUUGUUCCUGCGCAACUUGCCGUUCACUGCGGUGGAGGAGGAUCUAGAGGCGCUGUGUUCAACGUAUGGCCCUGUGGAGGAAGUGCACAUGCCGCUGGAUGAAACCCGUCGCCGUAAAGGCUAUGGCUUUGUGCUUUUCCGCACAACUGUCGAUGCGCAGACGGCUCUCACAGCGCUGAAUGGAAUGGCCUUCCAAGGUCGGCGUCUUCACGUGAUCUUUGCACGCUCCAAGCGUGUUAAACUCGACCCGGAGGCAGCUCUGGCAGACCCGAACUUGACGUACAAGCAGCGCAAAGAGCUGGAGCGCCAGAUUCAAGCCCAGAAGAAGACGGGCUGGAAUGCGUCUUAUAUCCGCGGUGACGCGACUGUAGGCUCGCUCGCUGAGCGCAUGGGCGUGAAGCGCGGUGAGAUCAUGGACAAGGAGCAGGGCAACAUGGCCGUUCGUCUAGCUAUUGGUGAAACGAUGCUAGUCAAGGAGAACAAAGACUUCUUCGCGAGGGAAGGAGUGGAUCUCAAUGCUAUCGAAGGUGCGCUCGUGAAGAAGCCGAGCCAGCAGCAACAGUCAAAGAAGAUUGAGCGUAGUACGACGGUCAUCUUGAUCAAGAACCUUCCUCACACAACAGAGGAAGAAGAGCUUGCGCAGCUGUUCAGGAAGCACGGAGAGAUUGGCCGCUUCCUCUUGCCUCCUUCCAAAACGCUGGCUGUGGUGGAGUUCCUGGAGCCUUCGGAAGCGCGCAAGGCCUUCCGCUCGCUUGCAUACAAGAAGUACCAGCACGUGCCGCUCUACUUGGAGUGGGCCCCCGUCAAGGUGUUCGACCGUCCUGCUACCGCAUCGUCUAGUGCAAAGGCGCCUACGUCCGAACAAAAGGGUAUCAAAUCGACAUCAGCCGUGGUGCCGGACGUUGACGACGAGGGCGACACCGCUGUGGGCGACGCAAGCCACACUAUUUGCGUGAAGAACUUGAACUUCACUACCAAGGAGGCAGCGCUGGAGAAGAUCUUCGAGCGCUGCGGAAAGCUGCGCAAGGUCACCGUCGCGCGUCGAAAGGACCCGAAGCGUGGCAUGCUCUCGAUGGGCUUUGGCUUUGUCGAAUACGUAGACGCUAAGCACACGGAGCGCGCGCUGCAAACCCUUCAGAACACCGUAGUGGAUGGCCACGCGUUGAACCUCAAGCUCUCACAGAAGAAGGCAUCCGCAGCACCGAAGCGUGCAGUUGGCGAGGUCGAUGGCGAAGGUCGCAAGUCCAAGAUCAUUGUUCGCAACGUUGCGUUUGAGGCGACGAGCAACGAGAUCCGCGAGUUGUUCGGUGCAUUCGGCCAGCUCAAGCGUGUGCGCAUGCCGAAGAAGUUCGACGGCCGACACCGCGGCUUUGCUUUUGUGGAGUUCCUCACUGAGCAGGAAGCCCGCAACGCAUUCUCGGCCCUUGCCAGCUCGCACCUGUACGGCCGGCAUCUCGUUCUCGAGUGGGCUGAGGAUGCCGAUGACAUUGACACACUGCGCGCCAAGGCUACGCGUGAUCUGACUGCCAUCAAUGACAGCGACCGCCGGAAGCGUAUGAAGAGGCAGAAGGACGAGGAUGAAGACGACAUGGACUUCUAG
Phytophthora sojae is the source of this 2307-nucleotide messenger RNA. RefSeq lists its product as hypothetical. NCBI's taxonomy places the organism in Eukaryota, Oomycota, Peronosporomycetes, Peronosporales, Peronosporaceae. The coding region runs from base 1 to 2307 and encodes 768 amino acids. The record is from RefSeq and is a predicted model, not a curated record. Gene Ontology annotation, molecular function: RNA binding. The transcript has 4 exons.